UGAUGAUGGUGUAACAGUGGAUAUAAUAGCGACGGACGUGUUUAAUGAGACAUAUCAAAGCGGCAAUAUUGGAUACUUCGGUCCGAGUUCUAACCACACCAUCUUUUCUUUCCUUUCAUCGAGCUUUUCCAGAAUUUCCAUGCUUUACGUGCCUGUCCAAUCGACUUACGGCAUCGAUAACAACCAACUUGACAACAACUUGCGGACACAAGAUCCAAGUUCAGUCGAUGCAUUUGAAAACCGAUCACUACCAAAGUCUGUUAAUGAAAUACACUCUCUACCGACAAAGGCAGAUGGGUUACGUCUCCUGAACCGGUUUUUCUCCACCAUAGGUGUGCUUUUGCCCUACGUCAGCCGGGCUGAUUUACUUGAGAAAUACGAAAAAGGCAGGAACAGUAAUCCACCGCGGUUUACUCGGGUGUUGCUGGUCUUGCUGAAUGUUGUAUGGGCUCACGCAUUGGCUUCCCUGCACAACGGUCGAGCAGAAGUCUUCUAUCACCGUGCUAUGGCACUCUUGAACCCACAGACGCUGCAAGGAUCAAGCUAUGACCUAGUUCGAUCGCUUCUUCUAAUUGUCUUGUUCCAGCAAAAUCAUCAACGUUCUGUAUCAAGCUACACAACACAUUAUCUGUCCGUUAAGGCUGCUCUUCAGAUUGGGCUUUGUGCUCCAUGCGUGGAUAGUCACACGUCUGACGAGCGAAUAGCACGUAAGUUAUUAUGGGCGGGAAUAGUGAGCAACGACAGCCUUUUAAGCUUGACGCAAGGACGACCGUCGAUCGCUUUGGAAGCACGGUCAGAUUCCGAAUGGAAUCUGGCCUUGAGAGCGGAAACGAAUCUGGGUUGUAGGUACUUUAGCCAUUUUGCGUCAUUGAACAUCAUCCUCGUAAACGCUAUCGGUGUGCUUUAUGGCAGCAACGCUGGAGGACGGCGUAGCCAUGAUCCCCAAGAACUCAUAUGUGAAAGGCUCCGUCUCUUCUGUGAACUCGAACAAUGGCGUGACGACGCCGCCUGCUUUGGAGGGAUCGUAUCACACUCUACGCUGCUAGCUGGGUCUUUUCCAGCCACACAUGAUCUCCUCGCAAUCCAAGUAGUUAUUUCCGUCUGCUACUAUCGAUUAUGUAUGGUCCUCAACUUUCCUCUCCUAGCGUCAUAUUUGGAAUGCAUCCUAGAUGGCGAAAGGAAGGACUGGAAAUCCGGUCUUCUAAGACAAAACAUUUGUCAAGUCAUACAAAAUGAUUGGACAGCUAUUACGGAGGUUCGUGGGACUAUCCAGAGUAUCCACAAGUUCAGCAAUGAGUUUAUCAACACGUACGCUGCACGCUACAUGUGCAAUUACACUAUAUUCACGGCAACUCUACACCUCUUUGGAAUUCUCCUAAUAUACAAGCAGGACCUCCAUAUUUCCCCCGGUAUCUCAGUUCAACAAAUCCGCCAUGAACUUCAAGAGUGUCUUUCGGUCAUGGGAAUCUUCGAGCGGACCAGCUUGAUGACUCGGAAGGCACGAAGUUGCAUCUAUCGGCUGUUAUUCACCUUCGAUAGUCUUGGAGAUAAGUCUAUAUCCAUUCCAAGCGCGCCUACGGAUCAAGAAACAGAGAGAUUUAUCCUGGAACAUACAGGACAGUCUAUUAACGAACUUUUGGGGCAGUGGAGUCAGGAUGAGGUACUUGAUUCAGAUAUGUCAUUCUUCGAGAUAUACUCCAGUAUUCCAUUAGGCGAGUAGUUAUCUUUCAGCCAACAUUUGUGUGAAGGAGUGGAUCCAGUACUUACAUGACUCGAGCUCUGCUCUCCUUUCUUAACUUCACUCAAGCACAUGUACCACCCUUGGACCUCCCCCCGUACCGGUCAUGGGAC
Molecule: messenger RNA, 1851 nt
Organism: Aspergillus glaucus CBS 516.65
Lineage: Eukaryota; Fungi; Ascomycota; Eurotiomycetes; Eurotiales; Aspergillaceae
Product: fungal specific transcription factor domain-containing protein
Exons: 7
Coding region: 140-1720 (526 amino acids)
Biological process (GO): DNA-templated transcription; positive regulation of transcription from RNA polymerase II promoter by galactose
Cellular component (GO): nucleus
Molecular function (GO): RNA polymerase II cis-regulatory region sequence-specific DNA binding; zinc ion binding; DNA-binding transcription factor activity, RNA polymerase II-specific
Source: RefSeq, a predicted model, not a curated record